This is a messenger RNA of Perkinsus marinus ATCC 50983, 820 nucleotides long. RefSeq lists its product as hypothetical. The transcript has a single exon. The annotation marks the transcript as partial. Lineage: Eukaryota; Perkinsozoa; Perkinsida; Perkinsidae. Gene Ontology annotation, molecular function: oxidoreductase activity, acting on the aldehyde or oxo group of donors. The record is from RefSeq and is a predicted model, not a curated record. Gene Ontology annotation, biological process: response to oxidative stress.
AUGUAUCGUAUGACUGAUCAUCUUAAGGACAAUGGUACCUUCUGCUUGAACUCGCCCUUCACUACGGUUGAGGAGUGGAACGAACAUGUACCCGCUGGUGUUCGUAAGGCACUCGCUGAAAAGAAUGCCAAGGUUUUCAACGUCGAUGCGUUCAAAGUUUCUGAGAAGUGUGGUAUGGGCCGCAUGAUUAAUGUUGUUAUGCAGGCUGUCUUCUUCAAGCUCGCUAAUGUGAUGGACUUCAAGGAGUGCAUUGCUUUGUACAAGAAUACCAUCAGGAAGAGUUAUGGUCAUCGUGGAGAAGCUGUUGUCCAGAAGAACUACGAGAUGAUAGAUGAGGCUCUUGAUGCGAUCACUGAGAUCAAGGUUCCUGCUGACUGGAAGAAUCUUUCGGAUAGUAUGCUCCGAUUUGAGCAAAACUACCAUGACGCUCUUGGUAACUUGGCUAAGGAGAAGAGUGCUAUCAAUAAACCAAGUUUCACUGAGAAUAUCCAGGCUCCAGUUGCUCUCCAACGCGGUGAUGAUAUUCCCGUUAGUGCUUUUGCCAACGACGAACUUGUCGGUGGUAAGGUUCCUCUUGGAACCGCCAAGGUCGAGAAGCGUGGCGUUGCCUUGAUGAUCCCCAUCGUUGAUAUGGACAAGUGCACUCAAUGCAAUAUUUGCUCUAUGUCGUGUCCUCACGCUUGCAUCAGACCCUUCUUGUUGUCCCAAGCUGAGGAUGAUGCCAAGCCGAGUACCUUUGAUAGUCGUAAAGCCAAGGGUGGUGCCGAGGUUGCCGGUCUUCACUACAGGAUCCAGGUCUCGCCCUUGGAUUGCACUGGUU